AUGGUAAUCAUCUCUCUUCUUUGCCUUGCACUUUGUUUUCUCGUUGGGUCUUCAAAGGAUGAGUUCGCGCAUGGCAGGGUCAACGCUGCUCCGGCACCUCGGUCCUCGCCUCUUCUUCUCCGCCGCCGCUGGAGAGCCGGCAUGCUCGUUGCUCCUCUCCGGGUCCGCCUCCUUGGCGCCCGCCCGGUCGCCCGCAGCCGUGCUGGUGCGCCUUUUCCCCGUACGUAUGACCAGCACCACGGCGGCUAAGGCUUUCGGUGGAGAGCAGGAAGGGGAGGCGAAGCGUUCUGCCACUUCAAGGGAACCGACUGCCGUCCCGCCGAGCGAGCGCAAGGCCGUUGCGAGCUAUUGGGGCAUCCAGCCAUCCAAGAUCAUCAAGGAGGACGGCACCCCCUGGAGGUGGUCUUGCUUCAUGCCGUGGGAGACGUACAAGGCGGAUACCUCGAUUGAUCUCAAGAAGCACCACGUCCCCGCGACGCUCCUCGACAAGCUCGCUUACUGGAUGGUAAAAGCUCUCCGAGUCCCGACCGACAUCUUCUUCCAGAGGAGGUAUGGGUGCCGCGCGAUGAUGUUGGAAACUGUGGCGGCCGUGCCGGGGAUGGUGGGUGGCAUGUUCCUCCACCUCCGCUCCCUCCGCCGUUUCGAACAAAGCGGCGGGUGGAUCCGCGCGCUGCUGGAGGAGGCGGAGAACGAGCGGAUGCACCUGAUGACGUUCAUGGAGGUGGCACAGCCUCGGUGGUACGAGCGCACCCUCGUGAUCGCCGUGCAGGGCGUCUUCUUCAAUGCAUACUUCCUCGGUUACCUCGUCUCGCCCAAGUUCGCCCACCGCGUGACGGGAUACCUGGAGGAGGAGGCCAUCCAUUCCUACACCGAGUUCCUCAGGGACCUGGAGGCCGGUGAGAUCGACAACGUCCCCGCCCCCGCCAUCGCCAUUGACUACUGGCGCCUCCCCGCCGAUGCCACGCUGAAGGACGUCGUCAUGGUUGUCCGUGCUGAUGAGGCGCACCAUCGUGACGUCAAUCACUUCGCUUCGGACAUCCAUUACCGGGGGAUGGAACUCAAGGAUAUACCUGCACCGCUAGGUUAUCACUGAACUGCUGCUAGGUGUCACGUCUCUGUGUUCUGCCGAGUAGAAAAACUGUUUAUAAAUAAAUUCGAUUUAUCUUCCAACAGAAAUAUUCUCGAUUUUUACUGAAUCAUAAUUAAAAGAAUAAUUAAGAUACAAGGAUUACGUUACUGUAUAUAAUAUUUAAUUUUUUUUUAAUUCUUUUCAAGUAAUCACAGUAAAAAUCUACCGUCGAUCUAAUCUAACUUAAGAUGAAAGUAUUGCUAGAUGAUUAAGAAUAGUUUUUUUGUGUUGUUUUUGUUUUUUUUUCUUUUUUCUCUUUCUUUUCUGUCUCAUUUUCUUCUUUUCUUUAGAAUCUCGUGGCUGUCAAAAAUUGUUUAGUUAUCUUUUUCUGUCUUUUUUUAUAGUCAUCACAUCCCUCAUAAUAUAAAUUAUGAUUAAAUUAAAAGGGGUGAGCUGUGGGCUAAUAAAGUUCAUCUUGGAUUGAAUAUGGGCUAUCAGCCCAAUAAUUUUUCCCUUCAGCCCAUAAGAGAGGUUGUCAUAUGACUCCUCAAAGUGAAGUCAUACCGAUCAGUUGUCGGCAUAUCUCUAGUCUUUCUAUUUGUAAGGUCUUUAUCAACAUAUUUGCUCCGUUGUCAUCUGUGUGAAUUUUCUGGAGCUGCAACUGCUUU
Molecule: messenger RNA, 1737 nt
Organism: Musa acuminata AAA Group (dessert banana)
Lineage: Eukaryota; Viridiplantae; Streptophyta; Magnoliopsida; Zingiberales; Musaceae
Product: ubiquinol oxidase 1a, mitochondrial-like
Exons: 4
Coding region: 59-1093 (344 amino acids)
Biological process (GO): alternative respiration
Cellular component (GO): mitochondrion
Molecular function (GO): alternative oxidase activity
Source: RefSeq, a predicted model, not a curated record